Ictalurus punctatus (channel catfish) is the source of this 1061-nucleotide messenger RNA. RefSeq names its product histone H1-beta, late embryonic. The record is from RefSeq and is a predicted model, not a curated record. Gene Ontology annotation, cellular component: nucleosome. Gene Ontology annotation, biological process: nucleosome assembly. NCBI's taxonomy places the organism in Eukaryota, Metazoa, Chordata, Actinopteri, Siluriformes, Ictaluridae. Gene Ontology annotation, molecular function: structural constituent of chromatin; DNA binding. The coding region runs from base 117 to 1004 and encodes 295 amino acids. The transcript has 5 exons.
GUCUGUAUCUUCAGCCUCAGCGGUUUUAGUGAGUUGGCAGUUUUGGGUUUUUGUUGUCCUUUUAUUUUAAAAGUCUUUUAAGGAUUAAGUUUUUUUUUUUGGUUACUCUUUUAAAAAUGGGUCCUAAAAAGGCGGCUGUAGAAAUGAGCACUUCUCCCAGCACAGGUGCUGAGAAAGAGGUGAAGGAAGAUCAGACACCAGAUGGUCCUGAGGAGGUGAGCAAGGCCGUGAGGAAGGUGCCUCCUCAUCCGUCCACGAUGGAGAUGGUGAAGGAGGCGCUGACGGCGCUGGACCAGCGCAAGGGCGUGUCCGCUCAGGCCAUCCGCACUUUCAUCAAGGAGAAACACAAGACGGUGGACGAGACGAGGCUGAAGACGAUGGUGCGCAAAGCUCUUGUUAAAGGGAUCGAAUCUGGAGCUCUUGUGAGACCUGCGAACUCGACGACGACGACGACUGGAGCUCAGGGUCGCUUCAGACUUGCUGUUAGGAAGCCGAAACCAGCGACCAGCAGAGAAGUUAAAGAGAACAAGAACCCCAACGUUGGCAAGGCCAAAGAACCUAAAGCCAGGACGGGGGAAGUGAAGACAAAGAAAACAAAGUCUGCUGCUGUGGAGGGAGACAAACCCAAGAAAACCAAGAAGAACGAUGCCUUGGCUUCCAAAGUGGCACCUGCAAAGAAACCCAAAGCCAAGCAAGCUUCUGGAGCAGCAGGUGAAGGAGAGCCAGAAGCCAAAACCCAAAAAACCUCCAAAGCUUCAAAGGGUGAGAACGGCGAGAAAUCCGGUGCCAAGAAAGGAGGAAGGAGAGCGGCUCAGAAAGCUGAGGAAGGCUCUGACAACGCAGCGGAAGUAAACCUGAUGAAGAAAGAGGCCCAGAAAUCUGAGGGGGGUCCAAACCAGGCUGAAGUGACUGCACAGAAACGAGGAGGAAAGAAAGCGGCUGAUGGAGAGCAGAACAGCUCCAGAUCCUCGAGGAAGAACCGCAAGAAUGCAGCAGAGAGAUAACUAACAUUCACUUGAUCAGUCUUUUUACGUGUGUCUAAUAAAGCCUUUUGUACUUGA